CAAAGGUUAUAUCAUGCUGACAGAAAUGGCUCCGCAUGAUCACUUGUCUCUCUGCUUGUGCGAUGUUAUCAGGCUGCUGUGGUCCCUGUUCCUGCCGUGCCUGUAUCUGUGCCUGGUGCUGUCCGCACUCCUGGUCAUCCUCGUCAUGGGGGUGAGGAUGUGGCUGCAGCAUAGCAGGAGCGCCCGCCUGGCCCGGGAGAACAGCCCGGUCGUGGCCUUCUUUCACCCGUACUGCAACGCCGGAGGGGGCGGGGAGCGGGUCCUCUGGUGUGCUAUCAGGGCCCUGCAACACAGGUACCAGGACGUCUCCUUCGUGGUGUACACGGGAGACGAGGGUGUGACAAGCGAGCAGAUCCUGGACGGUGCGAGGCGGCGCUUCAACAUCAGGCUUCCGCGACCGGUCAGGUUCGUGUUCCUGAAGCACCGCUUCCUGGUGGAGGCGACCCUGUACCCGCACUUCACGCUGCUCGGCCAGAGCGUAGGCUCCGUCUUCCUGGGCUGGGAGGCGCUCUGCGAGUUCGUGCCCGACAUCUACGUGGACUCCAUGGGCUAUGCCUUCACGCUGCCCAUCUUCCGCUACCUGGGCGACUGCCGCGUCGCCAGCUACGUGCACUACCCUACGGUGAGCACCGACAUGCUGUCUGUGGUGCGCGAGCGGAACCCGCGCUUCAACAACCCUGGCUACAUCGCGCACAACCCGGUGCUGAGCGCCAUCAAGGUCAUGUACUACUGCGCCUUCGCCCUGCUCUACGGCCUUGCCGGCUCCUGCAGCCAUGUGGUCAUGGUCAACUCCACAUGGACGCUGGGUCACAUCCUGGCGCUGUGGCGAGCGCCGAACCGCACCGUUAUUGUCUACCCGCCCUGCGACGUCCAGGCCUUUCUGGACGCCCCGCUGGAGGAGGAUGCCAGCCGGAAGUGCCACACGGUGGUGUCGGUGAGCCAAUUCCGACCGGAGAAAGACCACCGGCUGCAGAUCUGCGCUUUCCGGACCCUCCUGGACAGGAAGCCGGCGGGACUAGAGCGCGGGGCGCUGAAGCUGGUGCUUGUGGGCGGCUGCCGGAACCAGGAGGACGAGGACAGGGUGCUGAUGCUGAGGGGGCUGUGCCAGGAGCUGGGUGUCGCUGACAGGGUGGAGUUCAAACUGAAUGUGCCCUUCGAGGAGCUGAAGGAGGAGCUGGUGGGGGCCACUGUGGGGCUGCACACCAUGUGGAACGAGCACUUCGGCAUCAGUGUGGUGGAGUGCAUGGCGGCCGGAGCAGUGGUCCUGGCCCACAGAUCCGGGGGUCCCCGGCUGGACAUCGUGGUGCCGUAUGAAGGCGCCCCCACGGGCUUCUUGGCGGACGACGAGAGCAGCUAUGCCGACGCGCUGGAGCGAAUCCUCUCGCUGAGCCCUGCCGCCAGGCUGGAGGUCCGGCGUAACGCCCGCCGCUCUGUCACCCGCUUCUCCGACCACGAGUUCGAGGCCUCCUUCCUGGCGGCCAUGGAGCCCCUCAUGGAGACCCUGGUGCGGUGAGAGUGGAUGCAGCCACCCCACCUACCGCUCCCAUCCGGUGUCGAUCCCCGGGGUCCGAUUUCUGCACAUCCGUCCCCCUCGUGUCCGUCGACUCCGGUGGGACCGGUGUGCCGCUCAGCGGAAUCAUCUAGAAUCAUCACGACUCCAGUUUACAUCUCAUUCCGCUAUUAAUAGUCCUGUUCAGCAGAAUUCUUACAGUCUGGAUGGCAGUAGCUGAGUAAACCGCACGGUACGUUUCCUUAGUACGCCACAGUCCCCCUUGUGUUUCCGCACCAUUCCGACUCUCCCGUCAUGGCCCGACACGACCUGACGUGACCCGACAUGGCUGUCUGUCCCCGCACGCGCUCCGAGGACCAGUAGUGGACCAGACCGCUGCCCUUCCAGCCGCAGCACUGUAAAUAUGCUCUCGUCCUCAGAACUGCACACGCCGUCAACUCGCUGGUGUUUGUUUGGGAUCCGAAAGGCCCUCGAGGCUGUGUGUCACGUUCGGCUUUUACUUUGCGUCAUUAAAUUAUCAAGCAGUCUUUAAUAUUGUUUUCAAAUACCAUGGUAAUCCUUAAUCUGUGACUUUACCUUGGUGUAAAAGGCGGUUUUGUGUUUUCUCCAGUUUUAACCUUUGGUGAGAAAAAAAAUGUAGAGACGUAGAGUUCGUAUGGAGGGUGAAGCUGGACGUGUUCUUGGGCACCACCCUCACACUGCGUCUCCUGGCUGGACCACCCUGAGUCCGACUUUUUGACCCUGCUGGAUUCCAUCAAGUAUGUGGGAAAAGAGGUUGGUGGACAAAAAUCGACUGUGUGGGAUCAUGGAUUCACUCUACGUGUCUCGUCAUCUGACCGGGGCUCCAGGUGCUCUUCAUCUACAUGUACGUACGCUUCCCGUUGCCUGUCGUCUGUCCUCGUACAUCUCUACGUGAUUUUAUGUCACUUGGCGUCAGAGGGGAUGGACAGUGUGCACUUCUCUCUCACAUUAUUGACAGAAACUUUAGUAUGUAAACAAAUUCCCUCUGACAGCUUUGGUCUCUGCUGAGUUCUUGGUUUUUCAGCACAUCUGACCUCUGUGUGGAUCGAACGGUACCCCUGUAACCCUUUCUGUUUUAUAGAGAUGGAUGCAACACGAAUCGCUCCGUGGUAAUCAAACACUUACGGUGGUUAAAGUACUGGCUGUGCUUCUAGGAAAUAUAUUUGUGAAACAAAGUUUUUUUUUUUUUUUCUUUUUCAUAUCCAGUAAACGGCAACAAAGAGAGCGCCAACAAUGGUACAUUACUGCACUUCCUCACUCGCAGAACUGUCACGUCUCUCGACCUUGGAUUUUUGACUUGGACGGGCUUUGAAUUUCGUUAUACAGAUAUCCCCCGACUUACGUACGGGGUUGAAGGACCGUCUAUUUGCGUAAGUCGAAAUUUCUGCAUGUCGGAUUCCCUUCCUCCCCCACCAUUCAGCAUAAUGACAUUAAUAAUUUUUCCAUCUCAGUUGUUGCACCUUGACGUUUCUUCGUUAUUCUUGUCGUUUUCACGCUCGCUCUUCCUUUCACUGCUCCUUUAUACCUUCAGCAUCACUAUCGUAUUUUUAGUCGAUACGACCAAACCUGGUUCCCGUUCUGCAGAUCAUAAUCUUUGUCCACCUUCAAACUUCCUUAUUAUUUUCAAUCUCAGCUCCAAAUCGAUUGCUGGAUGCUUGGGAGACGAGUCUCGUUUUUUUCAAGUGCACAUUUACUAGCAGGAACUGUGAAUAAUGAAAAGGGUAAAAAUAUGGGAAAAAAGCACUACGCUAAUGAGAGGAGAUGAGUUCACAGCUCAAAACGUGCGAGAACUGGGAACGUGGAGCUUCCUGCUUUGUCUGGUUACGCCGACUUGCGCUGAAUGUGUUUCAGAUGUUUUGCGUAAAAUAAA
This is a messenger RNA of Scleropages formosus (Asian bonytongue), 3401 nucleotides long. It is a transcript of the gene alg11, whose product is annotated as ALG11 alpha-1,2-mannosyltransferase. The transcript has 4 exons. Lineage: Eukaryota; Metazoa; Chordata; Actinopteri; Osteoglossiformes; Osteoglossidae. Bases 14 to 1513 code for a protein of 499 amino acids. Gene Ontology annotation, molecular function: GDP-Man:Man(3)GlcNAc(2)-PP-Dol alpha-1,2-mannosyltransferase activity. Gene Ontology annotation, biological process: protein N-linked glycosylation; dolichol-linked oligosaccharide biosynthetic process. Gene Ontology annotation, cellular component: endoplasmic reticulum membrane. The record is from RefSeq and is a predicted model, not a curated record.